AGAAGAGCGAGAGAGCGAGAGAGAGAGAGAGAGUUGAAGAAAGGAGAGGACUUGGGGGAAAAGAAUGGAGAGCAGCAAACUGGAUGGAGCUGAAUCUGUAGAAUUGUUAUUAGACCCAGAGACGGAGUUUUUGGCGUCCAAGGAAGAGACCGGAAACGAGUGGGAACUCUUUAAAGAAAACGUCCGCCCUUUGAAGCGCGGCCGCGACGUUCGUCUCCUCAACCACGCCCUCAAAUCCCACUCCCAUUCCCAGAUCAAGAAUUCACUUCUCCAGAAUCGGAGGAGGUUGAUUCAGGCCAUUGACGAGUACACCGGAGACGACCCUCUUCAGCCCUGGCUCGAGUGCAUCAAAUGGGUUCAGGAGGCUUUCCCUUCUGGCGGUGACUACUCCGGAUUAGUAGUGAUUUAUGAACAAUGUGUGCGCACUUUUUGGCAUGAAGACCGUUACAAGGAUGAUCUUCGAUACCUGAAAGUUUGGUUAGAAUAUGCUGAAAAUUGUGUUGAUGCUGAAGUCAUAUAUACCUUUUUGGAGGCAAAUAAAAUUGGAGUGACACAUGCAUCAUUCUACAUUUUCUAUGCCUUGCACAUGGAACACAAGAAUAAAAAUAAAACUGCAAACGAAAUCUUCAACCGUGGGCUAUCUCUGAAAGCUGAACCAAUUGACAAAUUGACGGCAGCCUACAAGAAGUUUUUUGCUCGUUCUAUGAGACAACUGAAAGCAGCAGAUGAGGAUGCAACAGAAAACCACUUACCAGCUCGAAGCUUUGGGACAGUAUUGACUAGAGAAACAACAGGAAACCAAACGCCAGAGAGUUCUGAUCUUUUUAGGAAAAAACACAAACCUGACAGGGCUCCUGGAACUACAUUUUCCAUUUUCAAGGACAAUGGCAGUGGUUCGUUUUUGGGUCAUCAGUCAGAAAUGCCAAACUUAGACAUAAAAACAUGGCACUCACUUGGUGCUCGAGCAGAAAGAAACAAAGAGAAUAAUGCAAUCCCAUCAAAAUGGACAUCAAAUAAGAUUCCUCAGAGACCUGGUCAAAGAAGGGCAAGACCACCUCCGGGUCCAUGCAUUGAGAUCUUUGUGGACAAGGAAUCCCCAGAACAACAUAAGCAAGAAAAUGAUGAUGACAAGUCUUCAGUUCUACAGCUCAGACCAGGGGACGGUAGAGAUCUUAAGAAAGAAACUGAGCUACUGAGGGAGAAUCCGUUGCGCAAUUUUCCUAUAACUUCUCUGCCCAGAUAGUUAUAUUCUUUGUUUUUUGUUGUCUUCGAUGGAUCACAGCUUACCACUCCAAAGCUUGAUCUGUUUGUUGUUUGUUGUCUAAGUGAGAGAAUAUUUGUGUUUGAGUUUCAUCUUUGCAUUGAGUUCCACAUAAUUCUUGAUGAGGUUGGGAUUUUCUAUAUAUAUGUAUGCAAAUUGUACUCGGCGCAUUCAACUUGUUAUUUUGGAUUAAAUGCAACAUA
Messenger RNA from Sesamum indicum (sesame), 1464 nucleotides. NCBI's taxonomy places the organism in Eukaryota, Viridiplantae, Streptophyta, Magnoliopsida, Lamiales, Pedaliaceae. The record is from RefSeq and is a predicted model, not a curated record.